AUGCAUUCUACAUGAAACCAAUAUCUUUCAUCCAGAAUCGAACUAUAAAGUUUCUGGAAAGGCUGGAGAAGAAAAAUACAAGACCCCUUCUCUAAAGUUGGGUCCUCAUGCUUCUUUAAUGCAGAGGAUCGGAAAUCUAUGCGAAAUGGUUGAUGCGGAUUCCUUUCUCCUGACUCAGAACCAUGGCAAGAAAUAUAAUAAAAAGCAGAAUAGCCACCAAUGCGAUGAAUGCCCUAUGUCAUUUAGUCGCCCGAGCCAUCUUACACGCCAUGCCUUGUCACAUAGAUCUAGAAAUGAUCACAGCUCUUCAUACAACUGCACAGAAUGUGAUAAGAAGUUCUUUCGAAAAGACAUUCUCUUGCGGCAUUUACGCAGUGUCCACCAAAAAGUCAUAACUGGAAAAGGAAGUGCCCAGAGAUCUUGCUUGCGUUGCGUCGCCAAGAAAAUGAAGUGCGAUCGAGCCCAUCCUUGUCAGUCCUGUAUCGUGACGCAGUCGAAGUGUCUUUAUAAGCAUGAUAACACCCAAUACCAGCGAACCAAUGCUUUUUCAGCCGUGAAUACUCCGGAAUCAGAACCACCUCAACAUGUAAACCUGCAGCAUCAAUAUUCGGAAGAUGUAUUAGACAACGCUCGAAGUAAUCAUUAUCUUCUGUGCAGAGAAUCGAUGAAUGUGACUAACUUUCCGCAAGACAACUCAGAAGACCUAUCAAUGGAAGAAGGCACUGGGACUACCCUUUUGAACAAUGACACAGAACCGGAUCUGAACCCUCACGCCGUUUCGCCGAAUAUUGGUGAUCAAUAUAUCACUUCUGGACCCUACAUAGGCAGCGAAAUUACUGAUUUGCUGACAAAUGAUGUAUCACUUGGCUACGGUGGCUUAGACUGGUUGGAUAUUCAGCUCCAAGAUCAGUUGUUGCCUACGAACACUGGCUAUUCCAAGGAACCCAUUAUAACACCACCGACGAACCUAUGUGGUCCCAAUGAAUACGGUUUUCCCUUGCCACCCACACGAGCUUGGAAUAAUGACACCCGGCCACAAAAUAUAUCGAUUAACUUCGUAGCUCCGAGGUCUAGCUCUUCUCAGCCGAACACACAGCAGUGGCCAUUCGACAGCACUCGUGAGCAGGUUCACCAGGGGUAUCGCCUGUCAUCUUUACGCGAAUUUCUUCAUGGAAGUCUGAGAACUACCUCGAAUGGAUGUCAGAAGUUGACGGUAAGCCUUGUUAAUUUACUUUCGAACAAAUAUGUUCCAAAACUAGACGAGGACACCAAUGAUUACGAAACCCUACGGUCAAUGCAUCUUCUACAAAGAGCUAUCGAUUCCUUCAUAUCUCGAUUUCAUAGUGUUCUUCCUAUGAUUCAUAUACCGACUUUCAGGCUAUCAACUUGCCCUGCGGUUCUCGUAGAAAGUAUGGCAUGUAUCGGGGCGAUGCUCUUAGAAGAUGCUGAUGCGCUUGAUAAAGCUGAGGUAUUUAGCAAAAUAUGCGAAACAGUGAUAAUUUGGCUAGGAGUUUCUGAUGCCAGUAGCUACUGUGACCUGGAUUAUCUGGCUGCGUGCUGUCUCUACCAGAUAUAUUGUUUAGGUUCUGGAAACCGGCAGUUGUAUCAGGACGCCGAUCGCUUUCGUGGGGUUCUCAUUGGCAGUCUCCGAGGCUUGGGGUUAUUUCAAUCCCAAGUCCCCUGCGAAGUAGAUAGGAGCUCUCAUCUGCAGGUGCAAGCCGGAAUGACUGAAAUACAGGCAAGCUGGCUCCGAUGGAGAGACCAAGAGCAGGAACAGCGACUGGCCUGGUCUGUCUUUGAAUACGAUUGUAGCCUUUGCACCUUGACCAAUCGUCGAGGUAUGGUAGAUAUUGGCGAGUUGCCAUCUAGGCUGCCCUGUAUUGAGGCCCUGUGGGAGGCUCCUUCGGCGGAGGCAUGGAGGACCCUCUCUUCCCGUUUAUCAGCGGUCGCAUCUGGGCCUUCGCUAAUGCCCGCUAUUCGCGUCAUCACGGCUGGGAAGAAGUUGCCUCCCGGAUUAUCUUCAUGGGGUAAACGGCUAUGCAGUCAGAUCAUAGGCCGACUACUCUGGGAUCUGAAGCAAAUGGAGGGCAUGUCCAUACUCAGGUGUUUAGGACUUCCACGGCCCAUGUCACUUGAGAACCACACCAAGAACACACUACUCCAAACAUUUGACAAACUAGUAACCGAAAUUCAAGCCCCCGAAUCUACAAAGGAGAUUAUUGACUUCAAUAUUACUCAACUAAUUAUCCAUUAUUCCUUCCUUAACAGUGCCGAAAAUGUGAUGGAACUAGUGGUCUACCUCGUCCGUGUUUCUGCUACGAAGGGCGUGUCGCCUAGUGAAGGAAAUGUGGACGCUGCAAAGCGACAGCUUCGGCUAAGCUUCGAUUCGGACCUUUGCAUGACACGGAAACUUGUGUGGCACGCCGCACAGAUUAUUGGCGUUGCUCAUGAAUACAUGGUUUCUGCACCAUGCGAGAUAUUGCGGGUUUUUAUGGGUUGCAUAUUUCUUAUAGCCUUUGCUAAAUAUUCACCGGUGGUGGCGGGGACAAGUUCCUCCAGAACCAUCAAAUUAGACCGAAUCAGCAAAGACCUAGGGCAAACCGAACUUGUUGACGCUUGGAUUCGACAUGGCGGAAUAGCCACUAUUGCUGGUAUGGAGGCCACCACUUCGUGGGAAUUUGUCGCCCAUAUUAGCAAUCAUACCCAAGCUUUAUUGCGGAAAGUUCAUUUCUGGGGGCUGUCACAGAAGUUCAGUCAAAUUCUUCAAAUCUUCCAAAAUAUCGAAAGCUAG
Molecule: messenger RNA, 2791 nt
Organism: Talaromyces proteolyticus
Lineage: Eukaryota; Fungi; Ascomycota; Eurotiomycetes; Eurotiales; Trichocomaceae
Product: fungal-specific transcription factor domain-containing protein
Exons: 4
Coding region: 119-2791 (890 amino acids)
Biological process (GO): regulation of DNA-templated transcription; DNA-templated transcription
Molecular function (GO): zinc ion binding; DNA binding; DNA-binding transcription factor activity, RNA polymerase II-specific
Source: RefSeq, a predicted model, not a curated record